Messenger RNA from Lates calcarifer (barramundi perch), 2860 nucleotides. RefSeq names its product insulin-like growth factor 2 mRNA binding protein 3 (gene igf2bp3). Gene Ontology annotation, cellular component: cytoplasm; nucleus; cytosol. Gene Ontology annotation, molecular function: mRNA 3'-UTR binding. The record is from RefSeq and is a predicted model, not a curated record. NCBI's taxonomy places the organism in Eukaryota, Metazoa, Chordata, Actinopteri, Centropomidae. Gene Ontology annotation, biological process: nervous system development; regulation of gene expression.
UGGGUUCUCACGGAAUCCCUUUACGCACAUAGCUCGCAAGGUUUUUUCCCAACACCAAUCCACUCUUCCCCUCCUUUUUUUCUCCACUCCCCUCUACUGUCCCCACCCCAGAUUCCCGUGCAAUUUUCCCCAAUCCCAAACACUUAAUUGAGCAAUUGGGAUUCCUCACGUGUGGGCUGAUUUGUAGUUUGAACACGUGGCUCAUUCAAAAAGCCGGAAUAGCAGAGGAUUUUUUUCUCCCCCUUCUUCUUCUUCUUCUUAUUCUAGGCUGUAGACUUAGAGGCGGGCGCCAGCCUUACCGUGUGUGACAUUCUCUGUCUCUUUGCCAAGGGGUUUGGAGGAAGACACAAAGUAGUUUCUCCUCCUUUUCACCCAGCCCGCCAUCGUUUGGAGACACGAGAUUAAUAAUUGAGCAUUUAUUUAUUGCGCGAUAGAGACAGAGGGGCGAGGGAGCGCAAACGCACUGUGAGGCUGCCAGUUUAAAUCUAUCUGUGGCUUGAACGACCGGGAAGCACGCCACAGCCACUCCGUAGUAGUAAAGGCGAUUUAGGCUACUCCAAACACUGCACAUCCGUGAGAGCAAAUAACUAUCUCUCCCUCAGCGUAAAGAUUGUCCCUUUUCGGCGCAGAACAUGAAUAAGCUAUACAUUGGCAACGUGAGCGCAGAAGCGAGCGAGGAGGACUUCGAAACUAUCUUUGAGCAGUGGAAGAUUCCGCACAGUGGUCCAUUUCUUGUCAAAACUGGCUAUGCGUUUGUGGAUUGCCCGGACGAGAAGGCUGCAAUGAAGGCCAUCGAUGUUCUUUCAGGUAAAGUUGAACUUCAUGGGAAACUUCUCGAAGUGGAGCACUCGGUCCCUAAACGUCAAAGGAGCUGUAAGCUGCAGAUCAGGAACAUCCCGCCUCAUAUGCAGUGGGAGGUUUUGGAUAGUAUGCUUGCUCAGUAUGGUGCAGUAGAGAGCUGUGAACAAGUUAACACUGACACAGAGACUGCAGUAGUCAAUGUUCGAUAUGCAGCCAAGGACCAGGCCAGGCUGGCGAUGGAGAAGCUGAAUGGAUCUAUGAUGGAGAACUAUGCCUUGAAAGUGUCCUAUAUCCCAGAUGAGCAGGCCGCACCAGAGGGUCCUUCACCGAGCGGCAGGAGAGGCUUUAAUGCACGCGGACCCCCUCGUUCCAGCUCUCCAGGUCUGGGUGCUCGGCCCAAAGUGCAGUCGGACAUCCCGCUGCGUGUGUUGGUCCCAACGCAGUUUGUCGGCGCGAUUAUCGGCAAGGAGGGCGCCACUAUCCGCAACAUCACCAAACAGACCCACUCAAAGAUUGACAUUCAUAGGAAAGAAAAUGCAGGCGCAGCAGAAAAGCCCAUCACAAUUCACUCCACACCUGAGGGUUGUUCGAACGCUUGUAGAACCAUCAUGGAAAUCAUGCAGAAGGAAGCCCUUGACACAAAGUUUACUGAGGAGAUCCCACUCAAGCUCCUUGUACACAACAACUUUGUAGGAAGAUUAAUUGGGAAGGAAGGACGCAACCUCAAGAAAAUUGAGCAGGACACAGGGACCAAAAUCACAAUCUCACCUCUCCAGGACCUGACCCUGUACAACCCAGAGCGGACCAUCACAGUGAAGGGCCCCAUCGAGGCAUGCUCAAGGGCUGAAGAGGAGGUGAUGAAGAAGACCAGGGAAUCGUAUGAGAGCGACAUGGCUGCUAUGAAUCUCCAGUCCAACCUGAUUCCAGGCUUGAAUCUAAACGCUUUGGGUUUGUUCCCCAGUGGAGCACCAGGCAUGGGUCCCUCCAUGUCCAGUGUCCCACCUCCUGGGGCCCAUGGUGGAUGCUCAUCAUUUGGAUGCAGUCCUUAUGGGGGUGAGGGGCCGUUUUGGGCUUCUAUGUCGUCGGCGAGCAGCCAGCCCCUUGCUCAGGGACACCCAGAGUCAGAGACGGUUCACCUGUUCAUUCCAGCGCUUGCGGUGGGAGCCAUCAUCGGAAAACAGGGUCAACACAUCAAACAGCUGUCACACUUUGCUGGAGCCUCAAUCAAGAUUGCCCCUGCAGAAGGAAUGGAUGCCAAACAGAGGAUGGUCAUCAUUGUCGGACCGCCAGAGGCUCAGUUUAAGGCUCAGUGUCGCAUCUUUGGCAAGCUGAAGGAAGAGAAUUUCUUUGGACCUAAGGAAGAGGUGAAGCUGGAGGCUCACAUCAAGGUUCCCUCCUUUGCUGCUGGACGAGUCAUCGGAAAGGGUGGAAAAACUGUGAAUGAGCUGCAGAACUUGACGUGUGCAGAAGUGGUGGUGCCUAGGGACCAGACGCCUGACGAGAAUGACCAGGUCAUAGUCAAGAUUAGCGGACACUUCUUUGCAUGCCAGCUUGCCCAGAGAAAGAUUCAGGAGAUUCUGGCCCAGGUGAGGAGGCAGCAGCAACCCAAGCCCGCAUCUGGGACCCAACCUCCACUGCCCCGCAGGAAGUAAAAGGUCCAGUGGACCUGGAGGAAUGGUGACUGAAUCUGCCAGAAGACUCGACAGAUGGACAGAUGCAGCAGAGUCCAGGGGGAGAAGACAAGGGGUCGUCAUGCUUAUCUCAGGGGUCAAAGGUUAAGGUUAUCACCAACCAAACAUCCACCCCUCCUUGUCUAACUUGAUGAACUUUCAAGUGUGGCUAAUAAGAGACAGUAUGCCUCUUAACCUCCACCCACCUCACCUCUCUGCAUCUCUGUGAGAAUGUACUUCUAAGGGCUCCCAACAACGUCACCUGCCCUCACAUGUACGCACCCCUCGACCGCUCUCCUCCUCCCCCCACGGGUGUGUUUAAAAAGAAAAAAAAAAUUAUAAUAAUAAUAAUUUUUCCUUUUUUUUUUUUUUUUUUUUUUUUUAAAACA